GGACAGGGGGGUGGCUCCGUCCCACGAGGCACGUGGACUCACGGCCCCUUCCCCUGUCUGUCUCCCGUCCCCAGUUUGGCCUUGGAAGAACGCUGCCCUUCCUCGGAAGGAGGAGGAGGAAGAUGACCAGGCUCCGGGAGGCGGUGACCUUCCAGGACGUGGCCGUGGUCUUCAGCGAGGAGGAGCUGCGGCUGCUGGUUCCUGCGCAGAGGGCGCUGUACCGCGAGGUGAUGCUGGAGAACUUCCGGAACCUGCUGUGCGUGGGGCAUCAGUCCUUCAAGCCAGAUGUGAUCUCCCAGUUGGAGAGAGAGGAGAGGCUUCGGGUGCAGGAGAUCCAGACCCAAAGAGGAAGCAAGAAUGGAAACAAGACGGGGACGUGUCAUGAUGCGGAAUCGAGGUGCCUGGCUCUGGGGGACCUUUCAUGCUGGCGCAUCGAGCGACGUCCUGGAAGCCAGUUACCUGGAAGUCAGGACUCCGUGGUAGACGUGCGUGGAAGGAGCUCUCGGCUCCCCAGGCCAGAUCGCGGCCCCUGUCGGCUGGGAACAGGACAGUCCCCUCGGGCGUCUGCAGACGGCGGCUGUGUAGGGGAUCUUCCAGGGGAGCUUUCUACUAUUGGAGACCAGGAGUUUGUACCCGGGGGUGCUUGCAAUUCCCGGACUAAAAUCUCCCUGGGUGAGACGCAGAAUUGCCAGACGAGGUGUCCACAGACGCAGGGGAGGAGCAGAGGGCGCAUACUGGCUCCACGUGUCGACCUCUUGAGUUGCAUUUCACGCCACCACGCCGACACCCACGAAGGCGAGGAGGCCCGCGGCCUGCAGGGCCCGCCUCCCAGCCAGCACGGUAUUCGCCCAGGACAGAAGCCCCACCCGCGUGAGGAGUGCGGGAAGGCCUUCAGCGAGAGCCGGAGCCUGGCCCUCGGGCAGCAGGUGCCCCUGGCGACCGAGUCCCCUGCCUGCUGCAAACCCGAGGAGGGCGCCGGCUCCGCCUCCGCCACGCCCCUUCAGGCCAGCGUGCGCGCGGGGAGAAAGCGCUACUGGUGCCACGAGUGCGGGAAGGGCUUCAGCCAGAGCUCGAACCUGCAGACGCACCAGCGCGUGCACACCGGGGAGAAGCCCUACACGUGCCACGCGUGCGGGAAGAGCUUCAACCAGAGCUCCCACCUCUACGCCCACCUGCCCAUCCACACGGGCGAGAAGCCCUACAGGUGCGAGGUGUGCGGCAAGGGCUUCAGCCGCAGCACGGACCUCAGCAUCCACUGGCGCGUGCACACCGGGGAGAAGCCCUACACGUGCGAGGUGUGCGGCAAGGGCUUCACGCAGCGGUCGCACCUGCAGGCGCACGAGAGGAUCCACACCGGGGAGAAGCCCUACAGGUGCGCGGACUGCGGGAAGCGCUUCAGCUGCAGCUCCAACCUGCACACGCACCAGCGCGUGCACACGGAGGAGAAGCCCUACCGCUGCGAGCAGUGCGGCAAGUGCUUCAGCCUGAGCUUCAACCUGCACAGCCACCGGCGCGUGCACACGGGCGAGAAGCCCUACCGCUGCGGCGAGUGCGGCAAGGGCUUCAGCUCGGCCUCCAGCUUCCAGAGCCACCAGCGCGUGCACACCGGCGAGAAGCCCUUCCGCUGCAGCGUGUGCGGCAAGGGCUUCAGCCAGAGCUCCUACUUCCAGGCCCACCAGCGGGUCCACACCGGCGAGAAGCCCUACAAGUGCGACGUGUGCGGGAAGCGCUUCAACUGGAGCCUGAACCUGCACAACCACCAGCGCGUGCACACCGGGGAGAAGCCCUACACGUGCGAGGAGUGCGGCAAGGGCUUCAGCCAGGCCUCCAACCUGCAGGCGCACCAGAGCGUCCACACCGGCGAGAAGCCAUUCAAGUGCGGCGUGUGUCAGAAGCGGUUCAGUCAGGCCUCGCACCUCCAGGCCCAUCAGAGAGUCCACACUGGGGAGAAGCCCUACACGUGCGACACCUGCGGCAAGGCCUUCAGCCAGAGGUCCAACCUGCAAGUGCACCAGAUCAUCCACACAGGGGAGAAGCCGUUCAAGUGUGAGGAGUGCGGGAAGGAGUUCAGCUGGAGCGCCGGCCUCAGUGCGCAUCAGCGCGUGCACACGGGGGAGAAGCCCUACACGUGCCAGCAGUGUGGCAAGGGCUUCAGCCAGGCCUCGCACUUCCACACGCACCAGCGGGUCCACACCGGGGAGAGGCCGUACAUCUGUGACGUGUGUUGCAAGGGCUUCAGCCAGCGGUCACACCUCGUGUACCACCAGCGGGUCCACGCGGGGCCGUGAGGCGCGGCGCAGGGGUGUGGUGACGGGACGCCAGUCGGCCGUGGGGAGUUCCUGCAGCACCGUGAAAUGUCGGAGCCCUCGGGGAGAAACUCAAGGCUGCGUUUCAGGGACUGGGUUGAGAUGAAUUCUCUGCAAACAUCCGAUUUCACGGAUGAGAGAAACUGGGUUUUAGCAAUGUGAUGUUUUAAUCAAGUGCCCACAUUCUCAAGAUACAAUAGGGCAGAGGCAUCUUAACACUGUCACGCCUACCCAGGGCAGGGGCCUUAGAAAUAAAGAUCGUGGGCAGGACUUCAGUGAUUGACAAAGCCGAUGGCAACUGAAAUGUAACUUCCGUGUAGGGAAAGGAUUCUCACCGCUGUGCCUCCACCAUGUAGAAUUGUGCUUGGCUUAUAAUACAGCCGGCAGCUCCUGAGGAAGGUGAAGGAAGGCUCCAAGUACUCAAUUCCAGUCCAGCCCCUACCCUAAGUUCACAGCUGUAUUCAGAAGAAAGCCUGCAAGUAGCCUUAACAUUUUCAGGAAAUACUAAACUAUAGGAAAUCUUGUAAUGAUGCCGGAAAUAACAAAUCUGGACGAAAGACUUGUGGAUGACUCCCUUCCUUCCAGCCUUGGUUCUUUGUAGAGUGUAUCAUCAGUUACACAGAAUGAAUUUUAAUAUUCAUUUGUAUCUUACAGAAAAAAUACUUUUUAAUAUAAUUUGGCACUACAAUUUAUAUGAGUGGCAUUUUUGAACCAUACUUCAUUAAAGGUAGGAUUACUAUAACUUUUAAAGUGUUAUAAGUAGUUACGGAUGACAGAGUUUCUUAGUAAACUUCAGUUGUUAGGAAUUCCCGUCUUCUCAUUAUUUCCAUUCCGCUUGGCUCCUAUAACAUUCCUAGAAGUCCUUGCUCCAGGACCUUCUGAGUGAGAAGGGGUCUUGGCGGAGUUGAAGGGCACGGGUUCUGUCCCAUUCCUCACUCCUAUGACCAUGCUUCCCCUACAGGGGAGGGAGGGAGACAGGACACCUGUUGGGUUUGGAUGGAAAUGUCAGUUAAACAUAGAAGGGUGCAGCCAUUAAAGCGACGGUGCAAAACGCUAACAGGAAAAGGACUCACGUUAUGAAAAAGCCAAGCUGUGGCCAUCCGCAUAGGGAUAGUGCAUGGAAGAAUAUUAAUUGCUAACAACGGUUGAACAGGGAGGGCUGAAUUUUUUUUCAAGAAAUUACUCACAGGGACUGUUAACAGCUGGACCAAAGCAGUGGAACUGUGUGUCAGUGAAAGUCCUUGCACAUCUGUACCAUAACGGCGUUCUCUUCCACGCCACGUGAACGUGUAUGGAUGCUCACUGUGCCGUUUCUGACAGCCAGCGAUUGACAGACUCACAGAGUGCAGUGUGCGGACUCAGCUGAGGGAGGAUGGAUCGUAACUGCUGACCUUGUUAGGUACUUAGAGUAUGAUCAUGUAUGUGAUAAAUGUAUAUGUUACUGUUAAAGGACUAAUUUUUAUGCUUCUAAAUCUUUAUUUUCAGUGCAUUCUAGCCAUCAGGACAGAAAGAAUAAUAUGAAGAAUUCCCAUAUAUACUUGGGGUCUCUAAUGUGAUCGGUAAGAUAUGCUUGUUUGCACCUGCAGCUGGUUCAGCGCCAGAACCUUAUCUUCCCCUUACAGACGGCUGCACUGCUGGUCAAAGUAGGGCUGUCGAGGCCGUAAUGCCAACACUGCUUUUUAGAAUCCCAGAAACGUCAGGCUUUCAGAAUCGGCCAUUUGCUACAGGAGGGCGUCUGAAGCAGGCCCGAGCAGUUGGGGACACUGUGGUACAGGUGCGUUACUCCAUAGAAAGGACCUAUGAGGGCAACUUUAAAAGUUUAUGGAAAUGAUGGAAUGAAAGCACUUUGGUACAAGAAAUUUUGAAAUUCAUGCAUAGUUUUUAGUGUGCAUUUCCAUGAACUUUUUGAAGGCUGUUCAGGUGUCUAGAGAGAGUGUAAGAACCCUGGGAAUAUUUUAAAUGUGCCUUGAAACAGGGACUUCCACUUGUGAUAGGUGAGCAGUUUUAGUUCCUGUUGUACCAGAAUUCCAGCUGACAUCAAACGAACUCCAGACCGAAUAUUAAAUGUUUCACAUAUUUGCAGUUUGAAACGUAUGUAUUGAUGUGAUAUAGGAACCACACGUACAUUUUCCUGCGUCUGUGUGCUCAUCCUGCAGCUCCUCCAUGUGCCUGGUUCCAGGACCGCGUCCUCUUGUGUACUCGGAGUCUUUUCUAAAACUUCGGAUGCUACAGA
Messenger RNA from Oryctolagus cuniculus (rabbit), 4539 nucleotides. The record is from RefSeq and is a predicted model, not a curated record. Lineage: Eukaryota; Metazoa; Chordata; Mammalia; Lagomorpha; Leporidae.